GACAGAGCAGCGCCGGGCACACCGUCCUCCUGUGCUGCUGCUGCCGCCGGGGGCUUUGUCUGCCAGUGCCCCCAGCACCACACUGCAGAAAAAUGAUGCUCCAACACCCAGGACAAGCAUCCGCUGCGGAGGUCAGCGCGACCGCGAUCGUCCCGUGUCUGUCCCCAACCAUGACCUUCGCCUUUGAAGACUUCACCAACCUGACUCCCCUGGUUAAAGAAGAACUGAGGUUCGCCAUCCAGAACAAGUGCCUGUCCAGCCGACCGCCCUGCUCAUUGGACAACGUCAUUGUCGCCGACAGGCCGAUCGAGUUGUCCAUUUCUAAGAGAGAGUUUGUGCCAGAGGAAGACGAUAGGAAGAAGAGGAGGAGAGAACGGAACAAAGUUGCAGCUGCAAAGUGCCGGAACAAAAAAAAGGAGAAGACGGAAAGUUUACAGAAGGAGUCUGAGAAACUGGAAUCUAUUAAUGCAGAACUGAAAGCCCAGAUCGAGGAGCUGAAGACAGAGAAGCAACACUUAAUAUACAUGCUGAACCUGCACAGACCCACCUGCAUCGUCCGAGCCCAGAAUGGCAGGACUCCGGAAGAUGAGAGGAACCUUUUCAUUCAGCAAAUCAAAGACGGCACCCUCCAGAGCUUAGUGACUGAGGGAGUGAACUGAGCAUCUGUAUUGUAAAGAAAGUAGAACUUCAGAAACUUCCUGGGGGCCCUCAGGGGCCCCGAAGUUCAUCAGAGACCCUUAGAGCUGCAGGAUCUGUGCUGGAAAGGGGCAGCCUGUGUUAUUGGAGGGCCCUGGUUAGCAAGUGAAAGGAUAUAACAUUUGCUGGAGGCCUGCGUGUUCCGGCUAGCCACACUCAACGUAAUACGCCUUGCGCCUCGGAGAAUGGCGAGCACCGGUGCACUAGCUGUUUGCGUCUUCGUGUGGUGACACUAUGGGCUUCGCCCUACACUCUGUGCAAUUGUUUUAUUUGUUAUGGAAGCGAAAAGAAUUGAAAACCAUGAAGUGUUUUGGAAGCAAUAAAGUGUUGCUGCCAGGCAGCAGGAAAUGCUCUGUUGAAACCCACAAAAGUAUUUAGGGAGACAGGAAAGUGCGAGGAACUGCCUUAACAUUGUCUGACUGAAGAUGGCGGACAUUUCUUCACCAUUAUUAUCUGGUUGUGUUUUUUUUUUUUUUUAAACUUUUCUUUCAACUUGUUUGUUUAGUUUUUAACUUUUUUUCUAAAACGUUUCUUUGUGGUCAUCAAAAAAUGCGUACUCGUUGCGGAGGUGGCCGUCUUGCGAGUUGGACCACCAGUCAGCCUAUCAACUCCGUAGUGACUAUAUUAGUUCUUAGUGGAUUUGAUAAGCUGCAUUCUCAUUGGCCCAACCCUCAAAAUGGCCACACCCAUUAUUUUCAACCACCCCUAAAUCUCUUGGUACUCAUGCGGUUGUUUACGUUGCUACAUUCACAGUAAUGGGAAACAUUGCACGCGCUAGCUGCGCUUAGUAACUGACAGAUAAACGUAAAAAGUGCGCAGGCAUUAGGCCCAUGUAGGCUCCGUAUUGUCUCGUGUGUGUGUGUGUGUCUUGCAAGGCGGUGAUGUGGAGCAUUGGGAGAAAUGGUGAUGUCUAUUGUAAGAGUGGAAAUGUUGGGAACCACAGCCUGUGAGUUAUAUAGAUCAGUAACGUAAUGCAACGUGGUUGGGCAAUACUGCUGCAACACUAACUCUUUGUGCCACUCGUCCAUUGUCUAAAUUCCCGCAAGCAGUGCUAAGUGUGUGUAUUUUCCCCGAUGCCUCCAUAAAAACAUCCGGAUAAACUCCGCCGCGUUAAAAAAAUCUGCACAUUUCCGCUCAUCAUCCAACACACGUCUUAUACAUAGGUAAUCAGGACACGUUAAGGGGUAGGAUAGCGCCUCAGUGGGUCCUGCAGCUGUCACGUGGCUUGUGUAUGCACAAUAGAAAACUAAUGAACACUCAGACCUUCUAGAUGUAGGUUUUUUUAUUGCAUAAAUUCGGGUGCCGGGUCAGCCAUUUCCUAGCAGGACUCAUGAAGUACACCUGCGGCCUUAAUAAAUAGCUAAGACGCAGGCUGCAUGUAUCCACAUGUGCCGGUGUAAGCCCGCAUGAGAGAUGCAGGAUUUAUAGGCCAGCGUGGGUACUUCAGAAAUGAGCCCCCACCCACGCAUUUCACUUCUUCAGUAGGUUUGCUGAUUCGUUCUGACCAUUGUUUAAAUGCUGGAUACAGUCCUGAAAUUCAGCGUUCCCCACAAACGGCUGCCAUGAAGGGUCACCAUAUUCCAGAUGAGAAAUAGGAUCACAAAGUACUAAAUUCAGCGUUUUUAAUGAUACAAGCAUUGAGGUUGGCAAACGGUGGCUCCUCCAGUGGUUGAAAAGAGGCUUGUGGGGCAUGCUGGGAUUUGUAGUUCCACUCGAGCUGGAAUUAAGGCCUGAUGUGAUUAAUGGUGGGGGAUAUAGAAUUCCAGGAUAUCAGUAGCUGGUAUUAAAAUCCUAAAACAUUGAGUUUCUAAUUAAUUUUGCAACAUGCUGUUUUAAAGUACAAUAUAGAGCCAAAAUUAUCUCAGACGUGACUUGUACGCGCAAAUGCAGGAAUAUGUGCCAGAUGCCACUCUAACGUGUGCGACUUUUAUAUUCUGUGACAGAAGUGUUUCUUUGGAAUGUGUGUUGGAUGGAUGGAUGGAUAUUGCAUUGUCCUGCACUUAUUCUGUGUGUAAACUUGUCAGCUGGAAUGAAUGGAAACUGCUAAACUGGAAUCAAACACGCCAGACAAUGAAAGCCAUUUUGCUGUGGAAGUACGUUCAGGCCUAUGAUAGACACUAUCUGUAACGCUCAAUCUCGGAGCUGACCGGAGUCUGACAGUUUUUUAUUUAUUUGUUUUUUUUUGCCAAAUGAGUCGCAGCGCGAUUGUAUGUACAGAGAGCCAAAACCGCCAUGGAAAUAUCCGGUCAUAAAAGUCUGUGCACAUUGCUGCUGGUGGAGAAAUAUCCUCCUUAAAACAAGCUGGUGACUUCUACCCCUUUUCCACCAAAAUCCCAGGUCUGACCCGGGACUUGGAACAUGGUUACAAUCUGGGACAGACAUUAUUCCCACUGCGGCUCCGACCCAGGUUCUUCCAGUGUUGGCGCCGAUCACACUGCACACGGAUGAAGUCUCUCUUGAUGACAUCAUCUCCAAGCGCCAGGAAAUCCGUCUCUCCCAUUUCUGUUAUCAGGACCUGGAUUGAAUGACCUGAGUUACCCGUUUACACUGAGGCUUACCCGAGUCCUUCCUGCGACCAACACUGAUAGCUACCCGGGGACUUUUCCACUGAGCCACGACCCUGGUUAUCACGGCAAUAACCCAGGUUUUAGCGGCAGUAGAAAAGCGGUAUUAAAGUGGGAUAUGAGGCUAUUACAGAAAUAUGGCAGCAUGCAGGGAGCAACUCAUUUUGGCAGCCAGUGAAAGGCGAGACAGCACAGGUCACUUUCUUGCAGAAAUUGACCAACUUUUUUAUUUUCUGGGGGUUUUUUUUUAGUUCCCAUCCUUAUUGAAUUAAGCCAGAAUACAGUGUUUUUUGUUUUUGUUUUGCGGUUGUUGUUUUUUUUUUUUUUUUCAUCGUAUGCUUCUGUAUAACUUUAUUUUUUGGGGGGUGUUAGAGGUGGGUGAAUGCUCUCCCCAUCAGCUCAUCACCUGCACUUAAGCAUUUAAGCCAGAAAAACUUAGAGGGUAGAUUUACUAAAACUACAAAAAUCUAGAACAUACUAGAUAUGUGAGAGCUAAAAUCUAAACGGUUCCUUUUUUAUUAUUUUUUUGUUACAAUUUUUAGUAAUUCUACUCUAUGAUGACAUUACACAUUGUAUCCUUGCAUCUAUAACAUUGUUAUCUAGAUGUCAAAUCUUUUUUUUCUUCUCUUUGAUUUUUUUUUUCUAGAAUAAAUAUGCAGCGAUGUCUCGCAAAUGGAUUUUAUGGGUUACUUUUCUGUCCUGUCACCCAUAGACACAUCUGUCAUCUAAUCAUAUGGUCCCUAUUAUAUAUAUAAUAUAUAUCCAAAUAUAUUACAUGUGACGCAGGCGUCGUGUAAUCUGGUUUGGCAUUUGUUAUUCCCAUGUGUUUACUGGCAUGUAUGUUAAUCUUGUUAGCACUAUAUAUGUAUAAAUAUAUAUAUAUUUUUUUCACUUUAUGUAACAUCUGCAGGUUCAAUUAUCGUCGUGGUACUAAGUUUUAAGUCGCUCACGAUAUUACAGAUGUGAGAGGAAUUGCAUGUUUUAAUGUAUGUUCAUGGCAAAUUAUCGAAAUUAGGUACUUUAAUGCCUGUUUUAUAUUAUGAGGUUUUUUUGUGUUU
This is a messenger RNA of Pseudophryne corroboree (corroboree frog), 4318 nucleotides long. It is a transcript of the gene ATF3, whose product is annotated as activating transcription factor 3. Gene Ontology annotation, cellular component: nucleus. Gene Ontology annotation, molecular function: DNA-binding transcription factor activity, RNA polymerase II-specific; RNA polymerase II cis-regulatory region sequence-specific DNA binding. The record is from RefSeq and is a predicted model, not a curated record. Gene Ontology annotation, biological process: regulation of transcription by RNA polymerase II. NCBI's taxonomy places the organism in Eukaryota, Metazoa, Chordata, Amphibia, Anura, Myobatrachidae. The coding region runs from base 93 to 659 and encodes 188 amino acids. The transcript is spliced from 4 exons.